Molecule: messenger RNA, 1359 nt
Organism: Aspergillus tanneri
Lineage: Eukaryota; Fungi; Ascomycota; Eurotiomycetes; Eurotiales; Aspergillaceae
Exons: 2
Coding region: 1-1359 (452 amino acids)
Biological process (GO): lipid catabolic process
Molecular function (GO): triacylglycerol lipase activity
Source: RefSeq, a predicted model, not a curated record
AUGUGGUCGUUGUACAUACUGACAUAUUUUGCCGGCCAUCUAUCAGUUGCCGCAUCGGAGGGUGCUAUUCGUCCAUCCCAAGAUAGCUGGUAUGUCCAGCCAGCCAAUAUCAGCAAUUAUAUGCCGGGCGAGAUGGUCCGCUCUCGUCAGGUCUCAAACCGCCUUCAAUCAUUGCUUACAGUUCCGGUCGAAGUUUCUGUUGAAUCAGUGCAUCAAUAUAUGUUCCGGACGACAGACAGUCUCGGCAAUCCUGUAGCAGCCAUAACCACUCUUCUUGUGCCCUAUGAUUCGGACCCCUCAAAGUUGCUUGUAUACCAAACGGCCUAUGAUACUUCCAAUCCGGAUUGCAGUCCGUCCUACGCGCUGCGAUAUCGAUCCACUGUGGACACUGUAACCAACUUAUUUAAUAACAUGAUUCCGGCCGAGACCCCACUUCUAGCGGCAGCCUUAAAUAAAGGGUGGUGGGUCGUAACCGCUGACUAUGAAGGUCUGGAUGGACAUUUUACGGCUGGUCUGCAAUCUGGCCGUGCCACGCUAGACUCCUUACGUGUUGUCCUCAAGGAAGGACCCAAGAUUGGAUUGGCACCAGAUGCGCGAUAUGCCAUGUGGGGAUACUCCGGAGGUUCACUGGCAUGUGGGUGGGCAGCCGAGCUACAGCCUUCGUAUGCCCCUGAACUUCACUUCGCGGGCGCCGCAUUGGGUGGCACAGUUCCAAGUGUGAGGUCAGGCCUAAGCAGAAUCAAUGGGGGCCCAUUUACUGGGCUAGCAUACCAUGGAAUCAACGGACUGGCCAAGGCAUAUCCGAACUUUACCGAGUGGUUGGACCAAAACCUCGUCUCGGAGAAGAAGGCGGAGUUUUAUGCUAGAGCUGGUGCAUGCACUGUUUCCGAAAUAGGUCCCCAGGGAGCAUUCCAAGAUAUCUACUCGUAUUUUGUGAAUGGGGAGUCGUCUAUAUCUGAGCCCAUCCCAGCUUCGGUUUUCCAGUGGGGUACGCAGAUGGGCGUCCAUGGAACUCCCAAAAUGCCACUAUUUGUUUAUAAAGCCGUCAAUGAUGAAGUUUCUCCCGGAAAAGAUACAGAUGAUCUGAUUGACCACUACUGUCGCAAUGGCGCUACAAUUGAGUACCACAGGGACCUGCUUGGAGAGCAUACCUCUGAGGUAAUAACUGGCUCGGCGAAUGCAAUAAAUUGGCUUUCUGAGAGGCUAGCUGGGAAACACUUGAAUCACAUGGGAUCAUGCAUUAAAAAGGAUGUAGUUGUCACGGAGCUCGGCCAAGACACACUUCCUAUUUUUGGUGAUGAGAUACGAGGACUGCUGAAUAUUGCCCUGGGAAGUAUGCUGGGACCACAUUCAACUUGA